Rotaria socialis is the source of this 858-nucleotide messenger RNA. The record is from the annotation of a GenBank genome assembly. Lineage: Eukaryota; Metazoa; Rotifera; Eurotatoria; Philodinida; Philodinidae.
AUGGCAACAGCAAGGGCACAGAACGAUAUGACAUCAUCAUCUUCAUCGGCUACUCAAUCAUCAACUACAAUAUCAUCAUCACCAUCAUCGAAUUCCUCUAUUCCACUUGUUCCAUCAUCAUCUUUGAACGCACAUCAUACAGGUGGUCACAUAACAUGUGUUAUAAUUGGGGAUGCUGGCGUAGGAAAAUCUUCAUUAGUAGUUAGUUAUACAACAAAUGAUUUUCCAACACACUAUGUACCAACUGCAUUUGAUAAUUAUUCUGUUGAUAUUUCAGUUGGUACUCGACUUGUUCAUUUCGACAUUUGCGAUACUGGAGGAAAGGAACAAUUUUCACCUUUGCACGGUCUAUGUAUUCCAUACAGUGAUGUUAUAUUACUAUGCUUCAGUGUUGUAAACCCACAAUCAUUUCAAAAUGCAGUCACAUAUUGGUUAUCACGAGCACGACGUUCAAAUUCCAAAAUUCCAAUUAUACUCGUUGGUACACAAAUGGAUCUUCGAUCAGAUCUAAAAACUUUAUUAAUACUCGAUCAACAAAAAUUAAAGCCGGUGACUGAAAAAGAAGCUCGCGCGCGUGCUCAACAGAUGCACGCUUGUACCUAUAUUGAAUGCUCAGCAUUAACUGAAAAAAAUCUAAAAACUGUUUUCGAUACAGCUGUUCUAGCAGCUAUUGAAUAUCGCGAUGGAAAUGUAUCGGCAACAGAAUCAUCAACAUCGAUUUUACCAUUAAUCGAACAACAACAACAACAACAAGAUCAAACAACGAAUAAACAACAGCAACGACGAACACGUCAUCAUAAUCAUUCACUGUCGAUGAAAGCUUGGAGAAGACUAGUAUCGGGUUGUAUUGGUGUUUGA